Molecule: messenger RNA, 6267 nt
Organism: Dunckerocampus dactyliophorus (ringed pipefish)
Lineage: Eukaryota; Metazoa; Chordata; Actinopteri; Syngnathiformes; Syngnathidae
Gene: tmtops3b
Product: teleost multiple tissue opsin 3b
Exons: 4
Coding region: 37-1152 (371 amino acids)
Biological process (GO): G protein-coupled receptor signaling pathway; visual perception
Cellular component (GO): photoreceptor outer segment; membrane
Molecular function (GO): G protein-coupled receptor activity
Source: RefSeq, a predicted model, not a curated record
GGGUCUGUGUAGAACCUCAGUUGGUCUUUAGAUGGAAUGACUGAUGCCCAGGUUGACAUGGAGACCGCCUUGCAGCACAGCAACAUCAGUACCGUGGUACUUUACGCCAGUGGAGCACUGAGCCGAGCGGGUCACACAGCAGCGGCAGUGGUGCUGGGCCUCAUCCUGUUUCUGGGCUUCCUUUCCAACUUCCUGGUGCUAGCGGUGUUUGCACGCUUCCCGGCGCUGCGCACGCCAUCCAACCUGUUGCUGGUCAAUAUCAGCACCAGCGACAUGCUCGUCUGCGUCUUCGGGACGCCACUGAGUUUGGCGGCCAGCGUGCGAGGACAGUGGCUGAGCGGGUCGGCCGGGUGCCGCUGGUACGCUUUCUCCAACGCUCUUUUUGGUGAGUCUUCUGUUUGCAUCAUGUGGAAACAUGCUGGUUGUCAUGGCAACAGGAUGCUACUCCCCCCAGGCAUGGUGUCUCUUGUCUCUCUCUCUCUGUUGUCCUUGGAGCGGUACUGGGUGACACGCCGCAGCACUCGCCCAGGGUCCUCUCGCUACCGCAGGGCCCGGCUCGCUGUGACAGCUUCGUGGUUCUACUCGCUGGCGUGGACGGUGCCGCCACUUUUGGGCUGGAGCAGCUACGGGCCGGAGGGUGCCGGCACCACGUGCUCCGUCCAGUGGGGCGACCGCUCGGGCCGGGCCCGCUCCUACGUGCUGUGUUUGCUUGUGUUCUGUCUUCUGCUGCCGUUGGGCCUUAUGAUAUUCUGCUACGGUUCCAUCCUGGUGGCCGUACGGGCGCUGGACACACGGGUUACCACGACCGGCCCAUACUCGGCCGAACGGAGGGAGGGACGUGUGCUUCUGCUGGUAGUUGCCAUGGUGACGGCCUACUUGCUGUGCUGGACACCUUACGCCGUGGUGGCAAUGCUCUCGUCAUUUGGACGUGUUCAAGCCGUGCCGCCUGCAGCUGCUUUGAUCCCGUCGCUGCUGGCGAAGAGCAGCACGGUGCUGAAUCCACUUGUUUACGUCACGCUCAACCAUCAGUUCUCCAGGUGCUUCUGGUACAUGAUUGGAUGCAGCUCAGAGGCCCCGCCCCCUGCAAACCACCAGAGCUCUCCCGUUAGUGAGGAUGCUGCGCCUCCAGCUGCCUGCUCGACCACACAAUGACGACGUCAUCUGCUGGUGGAGAUGAAAGGUCAUUUCACAUUUUAGGAAUGAUCGACAGUAACCAGAGAGGAGAUCUGCAGUCGUAACAGCAGUUUAAUGAAGUUGACAUUCUUUAUGCUAGGAUGACAUGCCAGUGUGCACCACUAGAGGGCGCCUGCUGAGGACCACCAAAAUAAUUUAUUAAGAAAAUAGUCAAACAUCUUAAAAGUCCUAAACUCAACUUUCACAUUCUUGGUGAGGUGACAGCGGAGAGGGGCGGGGUCACAUGAUGUCACAACCUGGUCCAUAGUGGCAUUCUGUCCAGACGCUGACGACCACAACAAAAUGUAAAACAUGGCGGUGAGGCAUUUAUAGCUCUGGACAGGAAGUCUGCCUUUAAGGUGCAUCAAAAAAAAAACCAAAGCGUUUUUGUCCUCCUAAGCAGGUCGAGGAGGUUCUGUUACUUUCCAAGUCUGAGGAGAGAUGGUAAAGAGGGUGAGUGCCUCGCUAUAACUACUUCCUGUGAGGCAGUGAGGAGGACAAAGUACUCACCUGUGAGCGACUGGACAGCGAUGGCGACCUCAUGUAGUCAGGCGGGUUGGCAUGCGGGUCGUAGCCGAGGCGGGCCAGCAUGGGGGCAAUCUCAGCCAUGUGAUCCACCACCUCAUCUGGGAUGUGACCCACCCACUUGACCAGGGCAUCUGUGUUGACCGGCUUCACCACCUGGUCUGUGGAGCGCUCCACUCUGCCCCAGGUCACAACAAGGUUAACAGAAGGGUUUCUCUGUGUGUCUUGCACUUCUGUGCUUACACUUAGUCUACACAAGAAUUCUCCUGUUUUUUUUUUCCCCGGGUUGAAAAAAACCCAUUACGUACACAGUUUCGGAUCAAUAAAUAGUCACUUCCACUCGGGAACAUUUUCAGGUUGGCUCACUGGGUGAAAACAAUGUAAUACAUAAGGCACACAUAAAGUACAUAAAGUCUGUCGUCUUCUGCUUGACCAGAACUUGUCUAGACUGAUGACAAAGUGGAAUUACUUCUGCGGGUCAUUUUGGAGCAACACAAAAAAAAACAGGAGAAUGUCGACUGGGAGUUAUGACAGUUGAAAUAUUCAGAUCUUAUGUUGGCUUGUCGGCUGCGAUCACUUCUGAUCAUGUGACCAUGGCGGGGCAGUGAAGUCAUAGAUUUCAGAACGUACCGGUUAGCUUGUCUACACAGCAACGUCAAGCCGGCGUUAUUAGAUUUCCCCACUCUUUAAGUCGUUUUCCAAAAAUACCGUUUCAGGGCGCCCAGUACAACAUUGCCGUGUGCUUGAAAGGCUUAAAUGAUAAAAUACUUUGCCGUUUCAACCUGAAAACGUUCCUGUAUGGACAGCCCCUUAGUCUUUUGAGUGCAUAAGUUUCUUCACACUGAGAAGUACGUCAAAAUGCAGUGCACUGUAAGUACCAGAACGCUGCACUCAAAACGGUCAAAAUGUUGAGUGAGCAGUGCACCCUCAAUGGUGGCCAUCUUCACUAUGUACUGUAGUGAAAGGGAGACACUAACUGGAAUGUUGCAAUUCACCAUUGAGAAGGAGUGAAGAAAAAGAAUCGGGUAAAUAUAGCGAUUGUCAUUACUACUAAGUGUGAGAGUAAUAGACUUGGGCCAGCACUACAGUGUCAAAAUUUGUGCACUCAGGAACUAAGUACAUAGUGUACACAGUAUACCUAUUGAAGUGUAGUGACAGAAGUAUUCAAUUUGAGACACAGUAGAGGUCUUUGACCUAAGACCUGGACACGUCAAGGUGUUCCACACUCACUUGGACAGAGACACGCCUCCAGCCUUGCCAAUCAAUUCUUCGUGAUGCAAGACCGCUGGGUCCCACUGGAGUUCCAGGAAGUGCAGCAGCUUCCUCAUCUCCUGCUCGGGGUGGAGGACCAGGUGCUCGUAGCGCACGGGCAGACAUCGGUCCUCGCCGGCCGCCACGCACUGAUUGAACAUGGUCUCCACCGCGCCGCUCCACUUGCUCAGACAGUCUCGGUGGUUGUUGAGGUCGAAGCCCGAGAUGGUGACCUGAGGAUGAGACAGACAUGUCGUCAGUGUGGAUGAAGGAAGACACAUCAUGUCACCAUAGCAACACGGAUGAGGCUCAGACACCAUGGUCGCACCUUACGAGAGAUGACCGAGUGGAUGGAGGCUCGUCCGUCUCGCACCAUCAAAACAAACUUGCUCUUAGGGAAGAUGUGGGCCAAGUAAGUCAGAGACUUCAAGGCAAAUGGAUCCUUGUUGCAGAGACGAGGAGCAGGUUCUCCGUGACCCACGAUCACCUGCAACAACAUCACUGUGAUGUCAGAUGUGGAUACUUCCGGGACAUUGUACGUGUGAUGAUGUCACCUCUAACAGGAAGGCGCGUACAGCCGAGUCCAGAACCUGGUCGGUGACGCCGGCCUCGUCCAGCCGGAUGCGCUCCUUGACAGAGCGGCUCCAGGAGGCGCGCAUGGUGAGAAGGCGUGGAAUGACGCGGGUCUCCUCGCCGCAGCGCACAGCAUUGUGGGCGUCCAGCAUUACCCUCAUGAGGGUGGUGCCGCUGCGGGGAAAGCCACCGAUGAAGAUGAGGGGCGUGUCCUCUGGGAGGUGCUCCAUUAGCGAGGUGUUGUGGUUGGCCGAGGCUCUGUGAAGCUCCGCCCAGCGCAAGCGGUGGCUUUUGGGGGGGCAGUCGAGGCCGCUGAGACCCAGGUAGAGCAAUGAGGCAGAGCAAAGGAGGACGGAGCCCAGGAGGAUGUUAGACCUGCUCACUCUCAUUUUUGCAGGUCAACGGGCUCACUCGGUAAGGCCUGAUGUCCAGAAGGCGCCGGGACACUCAGGGGUGGGUCGAGGUGGGCCCCGCCACGCUCAUCGGCCAGGUCGAGUACAUCUCGUCCACCUGAAACAACAGAAACACAUCAUGUGACCACCGGUGUGGACCAAGCUCUCUUUAAAAGCUCUUCAGAACCCUCGCUUCAGUGCUCGUCAGCUUGCUCAGGGAAUUGGAUCAGAUCAGAGUUCAUAACACCCUUGCAAGGCGCCGCCACCAAUUAAACGUCUCUGGUGUUUUCACUCUCAUUGACAGUUUGAGCCCAGCAAGCAGCUCACGUUACUAUCGACCCAACAGAACCACACACUUCCUCAUUCCUGCCCCGCUAAGUGCUGACUGGCACUUUCCUCGGGUUGGAUCCAUUUCCUCUUUUUCCCAACUUUGUUGUUUGGACUGGGAAGGUUCAUUAGCGCUAACUCCUCUGAACUACCUUGUGGUUCUGGUACUGAUUCGGCAUGGGGGGGUGACCAGGAAACGCGUGCACGCUGACAAAUGGGCUUGUAUAUUCUCAGAGAAAACCGUUCUGAUCCAUAGACCGCGGACCGGGCCUCCUCAUCACAACGCACACAUAUCAACAAGUCCACUGUGAUACACAAACAUCGCGUGAAGGGCCAGCAACAUCUGGCGGGCUGUGAGCCAUGUCGGCACCGAGUCAUCAGGUGAACGAGAGACGACACAACACUGGCUAGCUAGCCGCAAACAGGCGUCGUGAAAACAUCGGAACCGUUCAAAUGGACUUGACUCACCCCCUACUGAAAAAUGUGGAGGAAAAAAAAUGGAAGAACAGAACCGUUCGGAACCUCUCAGCUUCUCUGCUGCAGCGAGUAUACCAGUGGAAAUUUAUGCGCCAUUGAGUCACGAAGAUGCCCCGCAACAAAGCAGGGAAGAGCCACUGGUUAUUGUGGAACUUUAGACCAGUAGGCUCAGGUCCAGUUCACUAUGGAGGACGAAAAAACACAAGAAAAGACCAACGCAGCGGGGAGAGCUAAGCGCUGAUUGGUCGAGCACAUCUGCAUGGAGCUUUCCUAUUGGUGGAGCGUAUUCCGUCAUAAUACAUAUUUCUUUCGACUUCCGCGCUGGAUAUAAAAAUUAUUUUACCUCAUCGAUUAUGUUCACUGAAAACCCCCAUGGGAGCCAAGACCAUCCAAUGUCAUGCACUUUCCACUUUACUGUUACAACCUUAGCCUUUUAAUGAGCUUUGCAGAGCAACAAGGUAGCACUGAGCUGAGAUGAAUCAUGCUAAAUAAUACAUGCCAAUAAAUAAUAAAUGAUUGAUUUUACUAGCAGAUGGCCACACAGGAUGUGGUGCAAAUAAUGGAUAGAUAAUGGCUGCGUCGUUUUUCUGCCAUUGACUGGCUUGAUAUGGCCUGUUGAUUGAUUUGUGUGUUAGCCAACACAUUAGCUGUUACUGUGAACUGAGUACAGUACAUUUGUUCUGUGCAACAUUUUUAAAUACAUAUACAAUGACAUGAAGUUAAUGGCUAAAAUUUUUUAUUCAAUGUUGCCGAUUGUCACUUCUUGUUCUGGGAAUAAAUCCUGCAACCUUCACAUUGCCUCACAGUAGUGUGUGUGAAAACAGGAAAAUGAUGCAACAAACAGGAAGUCCAGCCAAUUGUUCUGUGAUGUGACAUCAUCCACACAUCGGUGCACGUGUGACUAGCUUGUGCAUCUAGUCCAUUAAAACGAUAAUGCUUAGAACAUACACUCCUCACACAAUUUUAAGAUAUUUUUUUUAAGUUACAUUUUUGUUUUGCCAUUUGGGUUUUUCCAAACUUCCCACAGAGGGCCACAUACGGAAGAUUCAAAGUUAGCGGGGCCAUUUUGAUAUUUUUUAUUUUGUAAACCAACCCAUGUUACAAUUCUCAGACGUUAUAUACAGUUUAAGAAAAAAAUGGCUGCGCUUUGCACCCCCCUCAGCGAAUUGUUGCUUUCCUUUGUGAUACAUUCAAAGACCAUCUGGCUGAAGUAAUAAAAAUAAAACAUUGCACAUUGUGGUGGCUCUAGUCAAAUGUUUGCUCAUCCAUUCUGCAAUGUUGAUACAGCCUCCUCUAAACAGACCAUUUAGCGUCCUUAACAGCACCGCUAUCAUGCAUCUUCACGUUGGUCACAUUCAGCAGCAAUACAAAAUUGUCACAAGAGGCUUUAAAGUUCUCCUCUGGUGGUCCUCAAGGAACCUCUGUAUCAGCAGGAGCAGCGUCUUCCUGCUCAGGAUUGCCAGGUAAAAGUUCUGAAAUGGUCUGGAUGAGGUUGUCAAUCUGCUCCUCUGACAGGCGCUCCUCGCUCUCCUCCACCAUCUGAGCAGAA